Trypanosoma grayi is the source of this 354-nucleotide messenger RNA. RefSeq names its product outer arm dynein-like. Gene Ontology annotation, biological process: microtubule-based movement. The record is from RefSeq and is a predicted model, not a curated record. Bases 1 to 354 code for a protein of 117 amino acids. Lineage: Eukaryota; Euglenozoa; Kinetoplastea; Trypanosomatida; Trypanosomatidae. Gene Ontology annotation, molecular function: dynein intermediate chain binding. Gene Ontology annotation, cellular component: cytoplasmic dynein complex; cytoplasm. The transcript has a single exon.
AUGGCGGUGGAGCACCACGAGGAGGUCCACGAGGACGUGGCGAUCAACAGCGACAUGAUACAGGAAGAGGUAACAAUGCUGUUGCGUGGCAAGUUCGCGCAGGAGUCAUGGAAUCCGCGCAAAGUGGACGGCUGGGUGGACGACGUCAUUGAGAGCGUGUUGAAAAAUCUCGCCGACCUCAAGAAGCCGUUCAAGUACAUCGUUAACUGCGUUGUGAUGCAACGAACGGGUGCCGGCCUCUCAACUGGUUUCAUUAGUCUUUGGGACAACACCCUCGACGGUGUCGUGCACGUGCCGUUUGAAAACGAGACGAUGCACUGCCUCGUGACGGUGUUCUUCCUCAAGCUGGACUAA